AUGAGUGAAAUAAAUUAGUCUUUUAAAAUUAUAGCUUACUUCGAUAAUGUGCCUAAAAAAUUUACUAUCAAAAGGGAUAAGACGAUCAAAAAAUAAAUUUGUAGCUAAUUUAAUAUUAAAGAGUCAAAAAUGAUUUUUAAAAUUAAUAAUGAAAAUUGCGAUUUAGAAGAUGAUUUAGAAAAAUAUUUUAAACAAGAUUAAAAACAUUAAAUAGUUGAAAUUUUUGAUAUCAAUCAAUUAAUAGAAAAUUAUAAAGAAAUUUAAUCAUAAAAAUAUUCAUAAAUCUUACAUUCUACUCAAAAGAGCUAUUAGAAAGUAGAAGAUUAAAAUUAAAUAAACGACCAAACCUAGUAAGUGAAUAAUUAAACUGAUUGCGAUAAAGAUGAUAAAAUAGAUUAAAAUUAUUUAAAGGAAAAAGAUAGUUUUAUAAUAAUCGAAAAUUAAAAAGUUUAAGAGAUGGAAUCGUUAAUUUUUUUAAAAUCAAUUAUUUUAGAUAAAUAAUAUACUUGUAGAAAUUGCUAAUAAGAGAUAUAAGAAUGUAAAGUGUAGACUCCUUGUUACCAUUUUUUUCAUUAUGAAUGUUUAGAUUCGUUGAUUUAUAAUGCUUUAUAAUAGUAAGCAACUACUUUAUAAUGCUUAUGUAAUUAGAAAUUCAAUAUUCAAAUAUUAAAGUUGUUUGAUGAAUAAAAGUAGAAAACCUAUUAGAAUCUAUUACUAUAGAAUUAAUUGUUGUGUAUUUAGAAAAAUUACGAUAAUAAAAUAGGAAGAUGUAUUGAUAAUGAAUAAAGUAAAUUUUGGUUUUUUGUACAAAAGUAAAGCCAAAUAUUAAAAAAAAUCUAAUGUUUUGAGUGCAUAAAGUAGUGA
Paramecium sonneborni is the source of this 864-nucleotide messenger RNA. NCBI's taxonomy places the organism in Eukaryota, Ciliophora, Oligohymenophorea, Peniculida, Parameciidae. The record is from the annotation of a GenBank genome assembly.